ACCUACAAAAUGGUGUAUUUGGGGUUUCUUAAUUUCUCUCUUACUUUCUUUUUCUUAAUCGCGCUCUCUCUCUCUUCUUUCUUAUAUUUCCUUUUAACUUCUUUCCUUAAUUUUCUUCUUCCUUUCCUCUCUGUGUGUUGGAAGACUCAAGAUUUUUAGAUAAACUGCAGCCAUUAGCCCCGGUGCAACCAGAAAAGGAAAUACUAAGAAAAGGAGUGAGUGCUCUCAAUUCAAUGCAGGGAGGGAGGGGCUUCCUUCUUGCAGUCGACUCUGCGGAAGGGCGUCCCUCCGAAGUUAGUUUUAGUUUUCUGUGAGCUCUUUCCUGACUUCUUGAGCAAAGUAUUUAAGAAAAAGAGACCGUGCAUUGGCCGGGAAUCGAACCCGGGCCUCCCGCGUGGCAGGCGAGAAUUCUACCACUGAACCACCAAUGCUUGGCUGUAGAAACAGUCUUUGCUAGUUGGAUUUAGUUUCAGCGAGUCUAGUGCACGUACCAUUGCUGUUUCUGAAAUUCCCCAUCUGGGGCUCUGAAUACAACACUUUUUGGAUCUGAACUGCAGUGGCUAGGGAGAAAUGCGUGCCUUCUCUUCAGUGAUGUGCGCCUGCAGGCUUUUUCUUCCUCCUACGGGACGGAAACCUAAGCAUCCCUGAGUGUCCUAAACCGCCCACCGAGACCUCCAGGAAGCAGAGGUGGCCGGAAAUCUCAUCACAGUCGUGGGGACCCUGCAGGCUGUAAGGACAGAUGGGCAUCCUGCUCUUCAUUUGGCCCACGGAGUCGCCUUAGAGAGCUGGGCACGUUAGGCGACAGCUCCAGAAGUUGUUUCUUAACUUUAGACGCUACUCCAAUUCAAUUUGUUCACCAACCUCAUCUCGGGCGGGACCUAAUGCUUUGUGUAUUCGCAUCAGCCAUUGAUGGACUAGAGACCCAAUUGUCUGCUCGGACGCUCCAUUCCUCCGUGUGAAAAGGGGUGAGACCGCCCUUAAGAGACCGGCACCUUUUCGGAGCUCGACCUCUUCCAUGGCCCGCAACCAAGAGCAGGUGGCUUGGCGGCAGCCUUAACCUCAUACUAGCCCCUCAUACGCUGACCUCGGCAUUCUGGCAGCUCCCACGCUGGGAUUAAAGUCUCCACACCCACACUGCGACCUUGGGCUCUGGUUUAUCUUCCCUUUCAUCCUUUGUGGUACAAAGAUGCCAAAGAUCAGCAGUGCCUGGCUCAGGCAGAAGAGCCUUUGGAAGGCCAGGGUGGAUGAAAGCAAGAGGACCCCUCUAUUCGUCAAUCAGGUGCCAGCCAAGAGCCGAAGAACUUGUACAGGGGUCAAGAAUACCCACAACACUCACAAGACCUUCAGGAACAGUCAUCUCCCCCUGGGGCAGAUAAAGUCAGACCAGACGGAGGAGCUAGAUUCCAUCCGGAGGGAGCUGAGCAAGAUCAAAGCCCGGGUGGACAGCCUGUUGGAGAGUCUGGAGUCCAUGGAGCAGCAGAGGGACCAGCGCGUGAGUCAGGUGAAGAAUCUCGCAUCAGACCAGAAUAGCCAGUAGGAGGUGGGGAACCUUCCAGACUUUCUUCACUGGUACUCUUGGGUGGCUUGUUUUCUUGCCUUGUAUUUUUGGAAGGCCCCCUAGUCACUCCCAUGCGACUUGAAGUCACCUUUCUGGAGCUUGGGUAUUGAAAGUCUGAAGCACGGUACAGCCAGCCCACCCAGAAAACCUCCCCCUCCCGGUAGUCGUGGGUUUAACUCUCUUUUUCCAUGAGUCUUGCUGUGGGCAGGGUAGGGAAGCCACACAGACCAGCAGUGCCUAUUUUCAUUCAACUGUGGUGGUCUUGCAGGAGGCACACGACAGGGCCCUGAGCCCAAAAGGCACUAUUAGCUCUCAUGGAAUGAAAACUGUCUCUUCCCCACACAACACUAAACCUGAUGGUGUGCGCCCACCUAAGCAACCUCUUUUGGUUAAACCCACCAUGUGCUCUAUGAAGCCAUAAGCUAUCCUUCAGAAUAAAGGAGCAUUUAUGUCUCUAUCUUGAGUCUCACUAGUAAGUAUAACACUAAUUUUGGAUUUGUUCUACAGUCAUGUCAGAAGGGGGAAAAAAUAAAAUAUGUAUUUCUUCUUCU
This is a messenger RNA of Rattus norvegicus (Norway rat), 2109 nucleotides long. NCBI's taxonomy places the organism in Eukaryota, Metazoa, Chordata, Mammalia, Rodentia, Muridae. The record is from RefSeq and is a predicted model, not a curated record.